CAACUUUUGCCGUAGUCUUCCAUAUUACGCACCUAAACAACCUUUGAAAAUAAAAGGCUGGCAAGGCCUUAGAGGGAUAAAAAGAGAAGAUUCGAAGACCAGGGUGCCACGACUUUCUGCAUGGAGACCCAAGCGAGAUCGACUGUUAGUCGAGAUCUUCGGAAGUCGUCGGUAGGUCGACCCCGCUGAAGGACGCAGUGCCGAAAAAGUGUCUCGUGUUCUACAGAUUUCGGGCUGGUGCAUUUUAAACGAAUUACCAAUAUUUUUGUGGAAAUAUUGAGUGUAAUUUCUUGAAAAGUACCUCACGAACGCUUGUCAGCCAUUGAAGAUUACACGUUUUACGACAAGUAAUAUUGAAUUGUCAAGAAGUUUCGAGAUUGUUGGUCAGUGCGUGUGUGCUUGUGUGCCCAGUUGCUUGCGCAUGACUGGUAAUGCCCCGCGGACUUAUCUCAUGAGCAAGACAAUGGCCACGCACUGAGGGUGGAGCUACCCAGUGCCCUCUCGCGUGCGUGAUCGAGUUUUGAUAAGAUCUUGCUUACUACAUCUUCACGAUCGCGCAGUAUCGCCGCACCGGUGUUGCCGUCUACAUCUCGCUGCGUCCCGAGUCCCAGGCCUUCGUGAGUAAGACGCAGAGAUGGGCACGCUCACAGCCCCGGUUCGCUACAACUCUGCGCCGUCGCGCGAUCAGCUGGGAUGUCUGCCUGAAGUAGGGCACCCGCUCAGGGCACGACACCACUCCAGGUCCUCCAUGUCCUCCUACUGCAGCGAGGUAGAAUGGCACAGGAGUGCCUCUCCCGCGGCCUCGACCCACAGCGGGCAUUCCUCGCCCUCAGAGAUCGGGGACUCUGGGGUCUGCUCGGAGCACGACACGCCCCCGCCCGUGUCGCGGUAUCCCGCCCGCUCCGCCCGCAUCGCCACACACGUCCUCGACUCCGACAGCGAAAGCAAUCUGUCCAGCGACUCCCUGCCCGAGUCCUACCGCGAGGAAGCAAAGGGAGACAGACCGAGGCAGUCCCCCAGGACUUCGGGGUCCCGUCGUGGCCGAGCGAACGCCCCUUCGGUCGGAGGCAAAGCCUCCCUGCCGGAAGCGCUGCUGGACGAGAUCCGUGAAAAGUGGCAAGAGUUGCAACAGCGUCGUGCACAGUACGGGCGGCUCGACGGGGCAGGGCCGGAGCGAGGGCACGCGGGCAGGUCCGGGAGCCAACAUCAGUGGUCUGCCGGACGUCACUCGGUGCAGCGCCGAUCCUGCCCAGCGAGCCCGUCUCUCUCGCGCGCGUCCUCCAACUUCCCGUCGUCGCUCUCACUCUUCGAGGAGGACCUCGACGCCUCCCGAGCCUCGCCAGUGUUUCUCGAAGGGGGUUGGCGACCCCUCAACGUCAGCAUGAGUCCAGGACGGCACCACGACGACGGCCACUUCCUCUACGAGUGCCGCGAUGACGCCGCAGGACAGGGCUUUGCCGGCCUCAGGGACAUAUUCUCCCCUCAGCAGGAGUCCACCAUCAAGAGCCACAAGGGCACCGUGAGGGGCGUCAAGAACCGCGUUCGGGCCGGCAUCGCGACUUUCACUUCUGACCAACGCAUUCUGAAG
Penaeus vannamei (Pacific white shrimp) is the source of this 1588-nucleotide messenger RNA. Lineage: Eukaryota; Metazoa; Arthropoda; Malacostraca; Decapoda; Penaeidae. The record is from RefSeq and is a predicted model, not a curated record.